Molecule: messenger RNA, 1585 nt
Organism: Hordeum vulgare subsp. vulgare (domesticated barley)
Lineage: Eukaryota; Viridiplantae; Streptophyta; Magnoliopsida; Poales; Poaceae
Product: seipin-2-like
Exons: 2
Coding region: 1-1500 (499 amino acids)
Biological process (GO): lipid droplet organization; lipid storage
Cellular component (GO): endoplasmic reticulum membrane
Source: RefSeq, a predicted model, not a curated record
AUGGACGCCGACGACCCCGCCGCCGCGCCCUCCGCACCGCCCGCCUCCGUCGCCGCCUUCUUCGACGCCCCCGACGCCCUCCCCACACCCCCUCCUCCCCCCUCCCCCCACACCCCGUCCUCCUCCACCCUCCGCCGCCGCCCGCGCCGCGCCCAAAUCCUGAAGCAGCCCGAUGACCCCGUCUCCCCCUCGGCUUCCGCCUCAUCCACCGUCACCGCGGCCGAUGAGCCCGACAAGGACAAGGCCAAGCACGAUUCCGAUUCCGAUUCCGAUUUCGAUUCCUCCGAGGCCACCAGCGCGCCCCGUUCUCCCACUCCCCUCGAGGAGGAGGUGGACCAGAAGGACGCGGAGCCGGCGGCCCCCGAGGCGAAUGUGGAGGAGAAGGACGCGGAGCCGGCGACCCCCGAGGCGAAUGUCGACGAGAAGGACGCGGAGCCGGCCACCCCCGAGUCGGAUGUGAGCGAGAAGGACGCGGAGCCGGCGUCCUCCGAGGAGGAGGUGGACGAGAAGGUCGCGGAGCCGGAGGCCUCGGCGACGGAUCACAGGCCGACGGCGCCGCCGCCGGUCUUUCUCGAGUCCCUCGCCAUGCUGGUCAUCAAGGCCGUGGCUUUCCAGGUCAGCGCGCUCGUCGCCUGCCUCGUGUUCCCCUUCCGGCUGAUGCAAUGGUGGUACCUGUUCGUGACCGACCCGCUGGGCUCGGCGCAGCGGGCGAGGGACUGGGCUCUCGGGGUGGCGGGGCAGGCCACCGGCGCGGUGAACGCGUGGCUCGGAGCGGGGGAGGGGGUGGCGCGCGUGGUGGCGAGGCUGCUCUGGGGCUCGCUCUGGGCCAUGUACGUCUGCAUGGUGCUCUGCGCGCUGCUCGCUAUGGCGUUCACGGCAGGGGGGCUCUUGGUGGGGAAAGUGGUGGAGGAGCCCGUUCAGGUGACAGAGAACCUGAAUUUCGACUACACCAAGCCUAGACCUGUGGCGUUUGUGCCGGUGGGCCGGCUGGUGCCGCCGCACCAGCGGAUGCAGCUCGAGGUGUUGCUGACGCUGCCCGAGUCGGAUUACAACAGGAGGCUCGGGGUUUUCCAGGUAAGGGCAGAGCUUCUAUCUGCAGAUGGGAAAGUGGUCACUGCUUCAAGCCAACCAUGCAUGCUAAAGUUCAAGAGCGUCCACAUGCACUUCAUAGAAACUUUCCUCCAAAGCGUUUCUCUCUUGUCCGGCUACUCUUCGGAGUCUCAGGUGAUCAGACUAAAAAUGACGGGCAUUAAGCAGGCUUUCGAACCAAUAACAGGAGUAAGGAUACUGCUCGAGCAACGAGCCGAGUUUGCCACUGGUGCAGGCAUCCCGGAGAUCUAUGCCGCGUCGCUAAAGCUCGAGGCCGAGCUUCCUCUGCUCAAGAAAGUGCUCUGGCACUGGAGAUGGACCAUGUUUGUGUGGAGCAGCAUGGCGUUCUUUGCCUUCGAACUGUUGCUUGCCGUCGUUUGCUGUAGACCCUGUAUAUUUCCCAGGAGUUGACAUAAUGCGGUGUAGCUCCUCAGGGUAACUCUUGUAAUGUACACUUGAAAAUAAAUGUACAAGGAGGCGCCACUAUGUCAUGAUA